CCGGCACAGAGUGCGGCUCUAUAAUACACUUCUUUGCAUCGUUUUUAGCCGCACAAUCGAUGGGCACAUCCAAGUGGCCAAUGCCCCUGGAUCAACAUGGGGUACAAGCGAUAAAUCGCAUCUUUCUGCUUCUCACCCGUGCCGUCUAUUCACGCGUACGACGACAAAGUUGGCAUUCUUUGCUGACCCCGCCGUUCUCCUUAAAGCCUUGGUAGCAACAAAAGUCAUGUGCUGGAGAUCUACUGGCGCUAUCUGCCUCGGAGAACUAAACACGCCGAUUUCGCGACGUGAGAUUGUGGCUGAGGAUGGACCAAGCCGACGCUGAAUUUAUCGAUGGUGAUCCUUUCACCCGCUGUGUCGUCAAAAUUGUAAUUCGUUGGUGUCCCCCCCCCCAUGAAGGCGUGGACCGCAUGCGCGGGUUAACCAUGUGGUUUUCUGGUGUCGGCGUUUCCAAGACCAGGGCACGCUUGUCACGAGAUGCAGUCGCUGACGAUUCAGGAGUUGAAUCGGCGUCGACGCCGACGUUGGGGUCGGACAAUGCACCCACUUUUGUUCGGUAGCGAAGACAACGGAGUCUUCCUGUAAUGGCUUCAGCCUCUCGACCGACAAGACAGCAAGCCAGGCGAUCGAAACGUCGUUCUCGUCGAAAACAGCAUCGAUAAUGGCGUCGCCCACAAGAUUUGCAAGGCUGUAGUAGAAGCCGUCGCGGUCUGCUUUUGGUGUGGAUGAUGUACUCCGUGGCACCCGUAUGGUUUGGACUUACGAACGAUAUGGACGUAGAUGUUGCAGCUCUGGUACCGGGCGCUACUGUCGCUGCUUUCGAUCUUGUUUUCGUGAGUUUCGGGUUGUUAGAACGUUUGCACAAGGAUCCUUGUGCGGCUCAAUGUCCUCGCUGCCGGGAAGAGGCCCGCCAACGGUGCUCGCUCCGGCCGCGAUCCACUGCUUCCCGCCUCCGGCAACAAUGAACCUCCGCCUCGCCGAUGACCGCUGCCCUGACGGGCACGUCCACGGAUUCGCCAUUGCCCACAGCGGAAGUUGGAUCUGGAGCGGCUGGCGUAGAUGUUGGCACUGGUGUAAGCUUUGGGUUAUGAGCUGGUUGUGACAUAACGGCGUUAUUUGAGAGCUGGAAAAAACGCCGCGAAGAGGUAGCAUCUGAAAAGGAUGUAAGAUCCCGUUUGGGGAG
Messenger RNA from Colletotrichum destructivum, 1183 nucleotides. RefSeq lists its product as uncharacterized. The coding region runs from base 726 to 965 and encodes 79 amino acids. NCBI's taxonomy places the organism in Eukaryota, Fungi, Ascomycota, Sordariomycetes, Glomerellales, Glomerellaceae. The record is from RefSeq and is a predicted model, not a curated record. The transcript has 2 exons.